AUGGCAGAGAUUGGUGACGAGGCUAAAGCAGCAAUUGCGACGAGGACAAUUGCAGAGGAGAAACGCAUUAUUUGCGACUCGUGUGCUAUGGGAUCAGAUAAUUCUGAAGAAGACAGUAGGUCAGGAAGACGGCUGGCUUUUAAUGCAUGUCUGCAAUGCCAGCGGAUUGCCAGCCAAGGUCUAAUAGCAAUUUGCCGUCGACUCGGUACCAAAGCACCAGUGCCAAACAUCGCGGAGUCAUCUCUCCAUUGCUCGAAUGGUUUGAGCUGGCUGCUCAUGCAGAGAGCCGCCACGUCAAACGCGAGAGCACAUCUUGCGCGAUCAUCCACACAUCUACUUGCACGAAGUAUCCCACGAUAUCAUACUCAACGAGAUCUGGGUACGGAGAAGGGGAUAGAGGCACUAACGAAAGUCAUUCAAGAGUCUGACGCUUUCAAGAAGGUCGCCUUACUAGGACAAGCGAGGGAUUUUUUCUCCGAUGAAAAUUCGUCCCCGUUGGGUGACCUUCCAGCUACUACCCUGAGUACUUUGGAUCAGAUGCGCGUCCCUUACUAUAAAGGCAGCUACAUAAUUCAGUCAUUCAACAACUUGAGUGGACAUGGACGAACCAAGCUUGAUGUGCAAUGCGGAACUUGCCCCGAGUUAAACCAACGGGAUCGCAUCAUCGCACUCGUGGUUGGCUAUCAUGAUACCUGGACACGUUGUACGACGGUGCAUUAUAUAACCUACGUUGCUGCGAUGCGUUGAUACCGUGUCAGCUGUUCAUCAGUGAUCAACUAGGAUACCUACAAGAGAUUGUGACGGACUAGUCUGUGAAGAGUAGUGACCACUGUUAUGCAGUUAUUUCUCGGGAUGAUCUUUGGCGACUGACAAGGAAUAUCGCAGAUGUAUUUUAUAAGGAUGAUGAAAUUUGGCACAAUAUUUUUUGAUCGACGCAGACAUGGACAGCGGAUAGAGAUCGAUAGUAAAGUCAAUCGAAAUGUGAUUCAUCUGACACGUAGUAUGGGCCAGUUCUAGAAGCAAAUGAAAUUGUAGCGUCGCAAGGGUCAUUUUCUUGCCAACUUGCCUCAGAGCCAUGGUCAUCGCCAGAGAACAUCCUGAUAUUGUAAACCACACUCUUCGCUCUCUACGUCCACUUCUUCAUCACGAAGCAUGCCUUCGAUGGAGCCAAUCUGCAGUUCAGUUGCAUUCAUCUGUGUUUGGAUCUGCUCGAUUUCAUCGUCGACAAUGUACCUCAUC
Suillus subaureus is the source of this 1239-nucleotide messenger RNA. RefSeq lists its product as uncharacterized. Lineage: Eukaryota; Fungi; Basidiomycota; Agaricomycetes; Boletales; Suillaceae. The record is from RefSeq and is a predicted model, not a curated record. The coding region runs from base 1 to 747 and encodes 248 amino acids. The transcript is spliced from 7 exons.